AUGGAAUAUACGGAACCCACAAACAAAACAUCAGUCUCAGAAUUCUUUCUCCUGGGACUGACAGAUGAUCCAGAACUGCAGCCCCUCAUCUUCAGCCUGUUCCUGUCUAUGUACCUGGUCAUCAUCCUUGGAAACCUGCUCAUCAUUCUGGCCAUUAGCUCUGACUCCCACCUCCACACCCCCAUGUACUUCUUUCUCUCCAACCUGUCCUUCAGUGAUAUCUGUAUGAGCACCACCACUAUCCCAAAGAUGCUGGUGAACAUCCAAACACAGAGUCGGAGUAUCUCUUACACAACCUGCUUCACCCAGGUUACUUUUGUCUUAAUUUUUGCAUACCUGGAAACCUUUCUCCUUGCAGUAAUGGCUUAUGACUGCUAUGUGGCCAUUUGUCAUCCCCUGAGGUAUAGGGUCAUCAUGAGCCCCCACCUCUGUGUCCUGCUUGCUCUGCUCUCUUUAUUGUUUAGCAUUGGAGAUGCCCAGCUCCACACUCUGAUGGCACUGAGGUUGUCCUUCUGCACAGACCUGGAAAUCCCUCACUUCUUCUGUGAACUUGCUCAGGUCAUCAAGCUUGCCUGUUCUGAUGCUCUCAUUGAUAACAUCCUGGUUUAUGUUUCGCUUUGUGUAGUUGGUGGUAUUACUCUUGGUGGAAUCUUUUUCUCUUAUAUCCACAUUGUGUCCUUUGUUUUAGGAAUGCCAUCACAGGGAAGAAAGUAUAAGGCUUUUUCCACCUGUGGGGCUCACCUGUCAGUUGUGUCCUUGUUCUAUGGCACAGCUUGUGUGGUGUACCUUAGCUCUGCAGUGACAGACUCCCCCAGGAAGACUGCAGUGGCUCCAGUGAUGUAUUCUGUGGUCCCACAAAUGCUAAAUCCCUUUAUCUACAGCCUAAGGAACAGAGAAAUGAAGGAAGCCCUGAGGAAAUUCUUUGACAGAAUAUGUUCUUUUCGUGUUGUUUCAUUGGCUUUGUUCCUACAAGACUAA
Fukomys damarensis (Damara mole-rat) is the source of this 978-nucleotide messenger RNA. RefSeq names its product olfactory receptor 7G2. Bases 1 to 978 code for a protein of 325 amino acids. The transcript has a single exon. NCBI's taxonomy places the organism in Eukaryota, Metazoa, Chordata, Mammalia, Rodentia, Bathyergidae. The record is from RefSeq and is a predicted model, not a curated record. Gene Ontology annotation, molecular function: G protein-coupled receptor activity; olfactory receptor activity. Gene Ontology annotation, biological process: G protein-coupled receptor signaling pathway. Gene Ontology annotation, cellular component: membrane.